UGUUUACAUCCUCUCAGCUGUUUCUGCAGGAGGAAAACACGGCGCUGCGCGGAGAGAGAGAAAGAGAGAGAGACAUUUCUACAUAUUUCUAUUCUACAGACUGUUCCCCAGCUCUUCACCGGCUCUUCAGUGUGAGGAACAGCGCCUGGAGUUUAUUCAUGGGGGGAAGGUGUGAUGUUGAUCUGAGGUGAUUGAUGAUAAUCCUGAAUGCUCUGCUGGAAGUGAGAGAUCUUCUUCUUCUCCUGAAUGUGAAGCAGAGCUGAUCCGGGUGAAGAGCUUCCUCUUGUCUUCCUCUUCCUCUUCUCUUCUUCCUGUUUUAGUUUCUGUGUUGUUUGGUGAGGAUCAUGGGUGGAGCAGUGAGCGCGGGGGAGGAUAAUGAUGAUUUAAUUGAUAAUCUGAAGGAGGCUCAGUAUAUUCGUACGGACCGGGUGGAGCAGGCUUUCAGAGCUAUAGAUCGGGGGGAUUAUUACCUGGAGGGAUACAGGGACAACGCCUACAAAGACCUGGCCUGGAAACACGGCAAUAUUCACCUCUCAGCUCCCUGCAUCUAUUCUGAGGUAAUGGAAGCACUGAAACUCCAGCAAGGACUAUCCUUUCUCAACCUGGGCAGCGGAACAGGAUACCUGAGCACCAUGGUGGGCCUGAUCAUAGGUCCGUUUGGAGUAAAUCACGGGGUGGAGCUUCACAAAGACGUGGUGGAGUACGCCAGAGAAAGACUGGAGGAGUUCAUCAAAAACAGUGACAGCUUCGACAAGUUUGAGUUCUGUGAACCUCAUUUUGUGGUGGGGAACUGUUUAGAGAUCUCCUCAGACAGCCAUCAGUACGAUCGGAUUUACUGUGGAGCCGGAGUUCAGAAAGACCACGAGAACUACAUGAAGGUCAUGCUGAAGGUCGGGGGGAUUCUCGUCAUGCCGAUUGAAGAUCAGUUGACUCAGAUAACGAGGACAGGUCAGAGUUCGUGGGAGAGUAAGAACAUCCUGGCAGUUUCUUUCGCUCCUUUAGUUCAGCAGAGCAGAAGCGACGGCAGUAAACCCGACGCCGUGGUGCUGCCUCCGCUGGCGGUGAGGAGUCUGCAGGAUCUCUCUCGGAUCUACAUUCGCCGCACUCUCCGGAACCUGACCAGCGAGGAGACGCUGUCCCGCGGGCCGGUGCAGAGAGCGCCGCAGAAACGCAAGCUCCGCCGCUGCCGCCGCCGACACCGCAUCAACACCUACGUGUUCGUGGGGAACCAGCUGAUCCCUCAGCCAAUCGAGAGCGAGGAGGACGAGCGAAUCGAGGAGGAGAACAAAGAGGAAGAGCAGGAGAAGGACAGCGUGGAGCCGAACAAACCCGAGGAGCCUCAGGUCAACUUCCUGAGAGACAGGAUCCUGAAGCUGCCACUGCCCGAGUCUCUGAAAGCGUACGUCCUGUUCUACAGAGAGAAAUAAGAACUCCUAACGCUUCACUCCUCCUCUCAUCCUGGUGAUUUUCUCUUCUUUUUGACUUUGUAGCAGAAUCUGUUCUGAUUAUUUAUAAUCCUGUUUCUGAAUCUGAUGUUGGAAUCAUUCGAGCCCUGAGGACUCGAGGAGCUCCAGAACAUUUCCAGUUCUCUGUGUUUAAACUCGGAAGAGUGUUGCUGAAUUCACUAUAGUAUUUUCAAGCUUCA
Astyanax mexicanus (Mexican tetra) is the source of this 1645-nucleotide messenger RNA. It is a transcript of the gene pcmtd1, whose product is annotated as protein-L-isoaspartate (D-aspartate) O-methyltransferase domain containing 1. Gene Ontology annotation, biological process: protein modification process. The record is from RefSeq and is a predicted model, not a curated record. Gene Ontology annotation, molecular function: protein-L-isoaspartate (D-aspartate) O-methyltransferase activity. Lineage: Eukaryota; Metazoa; Chordata; Actinopteri; Characiformes; Acestrorhamphidae. The transcript has 6 exons. Bases 345 to 1427 code for a protein of 360 amino acids. Gene Ontology annotation, cellular component: cytoplasm.